Molecule: messenger RNA, 2273 nt
Organism: Salvelinus sp. IW2-2015
Lineage: Eukaryota; Metazoa; Chordata; Actinopteri; Salmoniformes; Salmonidae
Product: SRSF protein kinase 1
Biological process (GO): intracellular signal transduction; spliceosomal complex assembly; regulation of mRNA processing
Cellular component (GO): nucleus; cytoplasm
Molecular function (GO): ATP binding; protein serine/threonine kinase activity
Source: RefSeq, a predicted model, not a curated record
UUGUGAUUUUAAUGAAUGGAGCGAAUUUGGAGCGGCCGUUUUUUUUUCAUGUGAACGUGAAGCGGUAGGAAAUGACAUCGAUCGAUGAGCGCUCAACUCCGUUCACAUACUCUGGUACAGGUUAGGGUUAUGGACGUCCCAAGAAUUCCAGAUUGCAAUGACCAAGGGACGCCUGCGCUCUGACUACUACACUGGAAACAUAUCGCUCAACUCCAAUUUGAACCCCAUCCCCGGCCCGUUUACAGCAUGGAAAGGAAAGUUCUUGCACUCCAGGCGAGGAAGAAAAGGACAAAGACGAAAAAACCCGGCAAAAAACCAGACCCUGCGCCGCGGGGAGGUGCGUCCAAGCAGAAUGACUCUCCUAUCCCAGACCAGGAUGAGGAGAUACUGGGCUCUGAUGACGAGGAGCAGGAGGAUCCCAACGACUACUGUAGAGGAGGUUACCACCAUGUGAAGAUAGGAGACCUGUUCAAUGGGAGAUACCAUGUGAUCAGGAAGCUGGGCUGGGGACAUUUCUCCACUGUGUGGCUGGCCUGGGACAUACAGGGGAAGCGUUUUGUGGCCAUGAAGGUGGUGAAGAGUGCAGAGCACUACACUGAGACAGCCCUGGAUGAGAUCAAGCUGCUGAGAUCAGUGAGGAACACGGACCAGAACGACCCCAGCAGAGAGAAGGUGGUUCAGCUACUAGACGACUUCAAGAUCUCUGGCAUGAACGGAAGUCAUGUCUGUAUGGUGUUUGAGGUUCUGGGUCAUCACCUGCUGAAGUGGAUCAUCAAGUCUAACUACCAGGGCCUUCCUUUGCCCUGUGUCAAGAGCAUCAUUCGACAGGUUCUCCAGGGGCUGGACUACCUCCACUCAAAGUGUAAGAUCAUCCACACGGACAUCAAGCCAGAGAACAUCUUGUUGACUGUUAACGAGCCCUACAUUAGGAAUAUGGCUGCUGAAGCUACGGAGUGGCAGAGGACAGGAGCUCCACCCCCCUCUGGAUCUGCAGUGAGCACAGCCCCUGCGCCCAAACCAACGGCGAAGAUGUCAAAGAACAAGAAGAAGAAGAUGAAGAAGAAACAGCGGAAGCAYGCYGAGAUGUUAGAGAAGAGGAUUCAGGAGAUGGAGGGAGCGCCGGAGGGAGGAGAGGAGGAGGGGGAAGAGGAGACUGAAGGGACCACCACAGACUCCCCCCCGCCCACCGACACGCUACAGGACAUCGCUAAUGGUGUCACAGCAGACCCAGCUCCAGAUKAAAUGGAGGAGGAGAGCAGGAUGGAGGUGAACUGCAAUGGCCAUGCCCUCUCGGAGAGCCAUGUGGUACAGAGGACCAACGAAGAAGAAGAGGACCAACAGAACGCCAACAAACUUGACGCCGUAGCCCCCGACAAUGUCAGUACCCAGGGACGGGACUCGCCAGCCAACGCAGUUUACCCAGAAUGCAAUGGCAGAGGGCCCGGUGACCCUGGAACACACGAUAAAGAAGGAAGAGGGAGAGGAAAGGAGGGCGAGACAGAGGAGUGUAAACGACCAGAGAAGGAUGACGAGGAGAGAAAAGACGAGGAGAUGGAGACGGAUGAGGUGCCUGGAAGAGAGGAUGAAGAGGAGGGCGAGAGGAAUGAUAAAGUAGCAGCAGGUAGUCUGUUGGUCAACCCUCUGGAKCCUCUCAAUGCAGACAAGAUCCAGAUCAAAAUCGCUGACCUGGGGAACGCCUGCUGGGUGCACAAGCACUUUACAGAUGACAUCCAAACUCGUCAGUACCGUUCUCUGGAGGUGUUGAUGGGAGCCGGCUACGGGACGCCUGCUGAUAUCUGGAGCACUGCCGCAAUGGCUUUUGAGCUGGCUACAGGAGACUACCUGUUUGAGCCUCACUCUGGGGAAGACUACUCUAGAGAUGAAGAUCACAUAGCGUUGAUCAUUGAGUUGUUGGGUAAAGUUCCUAAGAAGCUGAUCCUGGCCGGAAAAUACUCCAAGGAGUUCUUCACCAAGAAAGGUGACCUGAGGCACAUUACCAAGCUGAAGCCGUGGGGUCUGUUGGAGGUGCUGGUGGAGAAGUAUGAGUGGUCUAAAGAGGAGGCAGCUACCUUUGCUAGCUUCCUUUUCCCAAUGUUGGACCUGGUACCAGAGAAGAGAGCUACGGCUGCAGAGUGCCUCCGACACGCAUGGAUCGCCCCCUAGAGGAGCCACAGCGCUACCACAGCCAACAAGCAGCUCAUACAGUACACAUACAUACAUACAUACAUACAUACAUACAUACAUACAUACAUACAUACAUACAUACAUACAUA